AUGUUCAUAUUUACUUUGUACAAGUAUAAGCAUGGCUCUUCAGGAAGAAAGGAAACGGUUUUGGAUUUGGCUAAGUUUGUGGAUAAGGGUGUGCAAGUUAAGCUUACUGGUGGUAGACAAGUCACUGGAACUCUUAAGGGCUAUGAUCAAUUGCUCAAUCUUGUUCUUGACGAAGCUGUAGAAUCCGUCCGAGAUCACGAUGAUCCUUUGAAGACCACCGACCAGACAAGACGCCUCGGUCUAAUUGUUUGCCGUGGAACAGCAGUGAUGCUUGUCUCGCCUACCGAUGGAACGGAAGAAAUCGCCAAUCCGUUUGUUCAACCGGAAGCAGUCUAA
This is a messenger RNA of Arabis nemorensis, 336 nucleotides long. NCBI's taxonomy places the organism in Eukaryota, Viridiplantae, Streptophyta, Magnoliopsida, Brassicales, Brassicaceae. The record is from the annotation of a GenBank genome assembly.